This is a messenger RNA of Salvelinus sp. IW2-2015, 2285 nucleotides long. Its product is annotated as ras-related protein Rab-18-B. Gene Ontology annotation, biological process: vesicle-mediated transport. Lineage: Eukaryota; Metazoa; Chordata; Actinopteri; Salmoniformes; Salmonidae. Gene Ontology annotation, molecular function: GTP binding; GTPase activity. The record is from RefSeq and is a predicted model, not a curated record.
UCGUUACUGUUGUAGCGGUCAUAGCACCAAGCCGAAAAUCGCACUGUCAACGUCAGACAAACACCCCAAAAACGGAUUAAAAAACAGUUUAGAAAAACGUAAGAAAUAUGGACGACGACGUGUUGACAACUUUGAAAAUAUUGAUAAUUGGUGAGAGUGGUGUCGGAAAGUCAAGUCUUCUCCUGAGGUUCACAGACGAUACUUUUGACCCAGAGCUAGCAGCAACCAUAGGUGUGGAUUUCAAAGUAAAAACAAUUGCAGUGGAUGGGAAUAGUGCCAAGCUUGCUAUUUGGGACACAGCAGGACAGGAGAGGUUCCGGACUCUGACGCCCAGCUACUACCGUGGUGCACAGGGAGUCAUACUGGUGUACGAUGUCACUAAACGGGACACGUUCACGAGGCUGGAGAACUGGCUGAACGAACUGGAGACGUACUGCACACGGAACGACCUCGUCAAAAUGCUGGUUGGGAACAAGAUUGAUAAGGAGGAAAACCGUGUAGUUGACCGAAACGAAGGCCUUAAGUUCGCAAGGAAACACUCCAUGCUUUUUAUUGAGGCCAGUGCUAAAACGCGGGAUGGUGUCCAGUGUGCCUUCGAGGAGCUGGUGGAGAAGAUUCUCCAGACUCCAGGGCUUUGGGAAAGCAACGCCCAGCCCCGGGGCGUCCAGCUGGGGGACCAGGAGCAGCGCGGGGCUGGAGGCUGUGGAGGAUAUUGCUCCGUACUGUAAACCUGGAACCAACCCAAACGGCAUACUGGAAACCAGAACCUGAGAAGGAUAUUAAGAGUCCGUUAAUAUACUGUGUGUGUUAAAUACUGAGUCACGGCAAGGGUUCAUCUACACACCUUCCGAGGUCUCAGUACAAAGGGACUUUGCGGUUUGCACUCUUCCUGUACCGCCAGUCAGUUGUAACAGUGCAUUACAUCGUGUUGAAAACACAGUUGAUAUUCAUCAUGUAUAAAAUAUCAUGCUAAAGGAGGUACAUUUGUUUUAUCUAUCAAGUUUGUUGUUAACCACACCAAGUCACAUAUACGUCUUGUCGAACACAUCAUGGUGAAACGGGGAAUGUCUUCUGUACAAAAUAAUAUUUAAUACCUUCUGCUACACGUUUAUGCAAUACAUUAUGAAUAUGAUCAUUACAUCAUGUCAAAUACCUACCAAGUUAUACCGCAAAUACCUUCGCUAUUUAUGUCAAAUUUUCUACUUGAUGAGUAGAUCUGCAUGCCUUAACUAUGGUUACCGUAGGACCAAUAGAUGAAGGGAGAGUCCUUCGACGCGCCUUCACUUUGUCCUAGCUAGUGUUUGUAGGCCUAUAACCCCCCCCCCCCCCCAUAAGCACUUUGUAACAGCUGACAUAGGCAUUCAUCACCACACAUUGUGCACCUAGUCAUAGACAGACAUCCAUUUAACAUGGAUGUAGUGUGUAUGCUUCACAGUUGGUUUUACCAACGUAUCCCACUGGUUGACAACAAUUAUAUAUAUAUAUAUUUUUUAUCCCCUUCCAUUUUAUUUACUUGGUAAUUUCUCUAUUCCAAGCUGUUAAAUAUUUAUAUUUUCUUCCACUUUUUAUUUCCUGAUGUGGGAACAUCCAUGCAAUGUUUUACGUCUUGGCAAGCACAGUCCAUGUGGCGUUGAUAUAGCCUAGUGAUGUGCCUAUCCAUAGCUGUUACUGGCUCAAAUGUUGAAAGGAAAGGAAAGAAAAGGUGCAUGUUUAUUAUUAAAGCUAUUGCAAAAUAAAGAUAUAUUAUUUUUCUCUCAAAAAAAAAUCACAGCUUGGUUUCAUUCUGACCUAGCUGGCCCUUCAAUCAAGCAAGCCUUCUUAUUACAUAAUGGUCGUUAGUUCAAGCAUGCUUAUGGAUGUUCUGUGGAUCCUGCGGUCUGGAAAAGGGAUGCAUUUACAUGGAUCAGCCCAAAAGGUUUCUCAUGCCUGUCUAGUUAAAUGGUCCACUCCAUAACAUAUUACACACAGUCAUGUCACACCACACGUACAUGCAAAAACUCAUUGUCAAGACAGAUAUGAGUCUGUAUAUCUGUAGCAAGAUAUACAGUAUGUUGGUUGCAUGUUUUGCUAUUUGAAUUUUAAAUAAUUAUCCAGUUUAUUUGUUGUAUCUUCAGUUUUUGUCUGACCUUUUUUUUUAAAAAGUGUGCUUGUUUUCCAUCCAUGAAUCACCUUAUGAAUAUCUAUACCAUAACAUUCAAAUGACACUUGUAAGUGGUGUUGUGCUCGGUCAUGACAAGGACAUUUUGUAUUAUUUCAAACUGAAAUAAAAGACAAUGGGAAGAAGA